AGAAAGUAAUUAAUUAAGCUAAUGAAUCGGGUUUAGUCGAUUCACAAACUUUUGAGCCGAAUGCUACAAACAAACAUUAAAUACAGAGACAAAAUCUCCAACUCCCAACUAGCUAGGACGCCUUUGGUCGAACCCACUUUGUUCCAAAAAUAAUAAGUAUCAACUCAUCAACUUCAUUUCAAUUUGCUUACACCAAAAAACCAACUAAAACUAAGUUGCAGAAAUCUCAACUUAAAAAAAAAAAAAAAAAACAUGGAGAGUUCCAACAGGCAGAAACGAUGGAGUCUCGAAGGUAUGACAGCACUCGUCACUGGUGGCACCAAAGGAAUCGGAUACGCCAUUGUUGAAGAGCUUGCAGAAUUUGGUGCAACGAUUUAUACAUGUUCGAGAAAUGGGUCUGAGCUUAGUGAAAGGCUGAAAGAAUGGGAGGCAAAAGGGUUAAAGGUGAAGGGAUCAGUGUGUGAUUUGACGUCAAGAACUCAAAGAGAAGAACUCAUCAAAAAUGUUUCUUUAGAAUUUGAUGGCAAGCUCAAUAUCUUGAUAAACAACGCUGCAACAAGUUUACUGAAGCAUGCUUGUGAUCACACUGCUGAAGACUUUGAUGGAAUAAUGUCGAGUAACUUAGAAGCCCCUUAUCACAUCACCCAAUUGGCUCAUCCUCUUCUCAAAGCCUCUGGAUCUGCAAACAUCGUUUUCAUCUCUUCUGUUGCUGGUGGCAUUGCCCUCCCUGCCAUGUCUGCUUAUGCUGCUUCCAAAGGUGCAAUAAAUCAACUAACAAAGAAUUUGGCGUGCGAGUGGGCCAAGGACAACAUCCGUGCCAACGCCGUCGCACCAUUUGGUGUUAGAACUACCAUUAUCAAACCUGAGGAUGUGGAGAUGUCGAUUCUGCAGAUGGUGGCGCCAUUGAUGGCUCGAACGCAUGUGAGGCGAAUAGCGGAAGCAGAUGAGAUAUCGCCGUUGGUUGCAUUUCUGUGCCUUCCUGCUGCUUCUUACAUUACUGGCCAGGUUAUUUACGUUGAUGGAGGCUAUACAGCAGGCUGCUAUUAAUACUUCAAUAUUCAUUGCUACAUAUCAUAUGCUGCUAUAGCCUCCUUUAAUAAUUGUAUAAACUAUGCUUUAUGGCAUGCAUGGCAUGGCAACAUAUAAUUACUCCAUCAUAUUAAAUUCGAUCCUCAGACUUAAUUUA
Molecule: messenger RNA, 1186 nt
Organism: Salvia miltiorrhiza (redroot sage)
Lineage: Eukaryota; Viridiplantae; Streptophyta; Magnoliopsida; Lamiales; Lamiaceae
Product: tropinone reductase homolog
Exons: 5
Coding region: 253-1047 (264 amino acids)
Molecular function (GO): oxidoreductase activity
Source: RefSeq, a predicted model, not a curated record